Messenger RNA from Microthlaspi erraticum, 2169 nucleotides. The record is from the annotation of a GenBank genome assembly. NCBI's taxonomy places the organism in Eukaryota, Viridiplantae, Streptophyta, Magnoliopsida, Brassicales, Brassicaceae.
AUGAACUGCCGGAGAGGUAAUCCGACAAUGCGAGCUUCGACGGUUUUACUCUGUGGUGUUGUUCUUAUUCAGCUGUUUGCUGCUCAAAUUCAUUCUCAAAGACCUAAAAGUCCAUGGCAGACUCUCAGUGGUGAUGCUCCUCUUGUGAUUGCUCGUGGUGGGUUUUCUGGAUUGUUUCCUGAUUCGAGUAUUGAUGCUUAUACUUUUGCAAUGCGGACAAGUGCAGCUGGUGUUGUUCUAUGGUGUGAUGUUCAGUUAACCAAAGAUGGCCAAGGCAUUUGCUUCCCUGAUUUAACAAUGAGCAACGGUUCAAAUGUUGAAAGUGUUUACCCAAAACGCCAAAAAAUUUACCCGGUUAAUGGAAUCCCUACUCAGGGUUGGUUCACCAUUGAUUUCACACUGAGAGAUGUCAAGGAAAUUUCUUUGAACCCAGGCAUAUGGACUCGGUCAGACAUGUUUAAUGGAAAUGUUGAGAUUUCGGUGGUUCAAAAGGUAGCCACCAUGCUGAAACCAGAUGGUUUUUGGUUAAAUGUUCAGCAUGACGCUUUCUACGCGCAGCAGAAUCUGAACAUGAGCAGUUUUUUGAUAUCAACUUCAAGAAUUGUUUCCAUUGACUACAUCUCUUCCCCUGAGAUGAAUUUCUUUAGGAAAAUUGCUGGCCAUUUCGGGCAUGCUGGACCAAGUUUCGUGUUCCAGUUUCUUGAGAAAGAAGAAAUCGAGCCGACAACAAACCAAACCUACGGUUCUAUCUUGCGUAACUUAACUUUUGUCAAGAUGUUUGCUUCAGGGAUUCUUGUCCCCAAGUCUUACAUAUUACCACUUGAUGACAAUCAGUACUUGCUUCCUCCUACAUCCUUAGCUCAAGAUGCUCACAAAGCAGGAUUAAAAGUAUAUGUGUUGGGCUUUGCAAAUGAUGUUGAUAUUGCAUAUAACUACAGUUUUGACCCAGUGUCUGAGUAUUUAUCUUUUAUAGACAAUGGUGAUUUCUCUGUUGAUGGUGUGCUCUCUGCUUUUCCCAUUACUGCAUCUGCAUCUGUUGACUGCUUCUCCCACAUUGGCAGUAACGCUACAAAACAAGUGGAUUUUCUUGUUAUAUCAAAAAAUGGUGCGAGUGCGGACUAUCCUGGAUGUACAAACCUGGCGUAUGAGAAGGCAAUCAAAGAUGGUGCCGAUGUUAUCGAUUGCUCAGUGCAAAUGUCCAGCGACGGUAAACCCUUCUGCUCAAGUUCGAUAGACCUCGAAGGCACCACAACGGUCGCCCAAACUCCUCUUAGAGACCGUUCAGUAACUAUCCCUGAGAUUAGCUCUGUUGCUAGAAUAUACACUUUUAGUCUCACAUGGUCUGAGAUUCGGAACUUGACUCCUGAAAUUAUAAGCCCCUACACUGAUUAUCCGUUAAGAAAUCCUAAUGAAAAAAAUUCUGGGAAGCUUAUUUUGCUUUCUGAAUUCCUCAAUUUGGCAAAGGAGUCUACUUCUCUUUCCAGCGUUAUGGUCAGUAUAGAGAAUGCAAUGUACCUGAGAGAGAAGCAAGGGCUCGAUGUAAUUAAAGCGGUUCUGGAUACACUCGCAGAAACUGGUUACCGCAAUGGAACAACCAAUACAAAAGUCAUGAUACAAUCAACCAACAGCUCGAAAUUCGCGGAGGCUGUUGUCAUCCAAAAAUCAUCCGUCUUUCCUGACGCUGAUGGGUUUGUCACUGGGAAAACAAAUGUUGUGGAGAGGCUGCAGAAGUCUGGUCUUACGGUUUAUGUGGAACUAUUUCAGAAUGAGUUUGUAUCUCAACCGUAUGACUUCUUUUCUGAUGCAACCGUUGAGAUAAACUCAUAUAUCACUGGAACCGGUAUCAAUGGAACCAUCACCGAGUUCCCUUUUACAGCUGCAAGAUACAAAAGGAAUCGAUGUUUGGGCAAAAAAGAAACUCCACCUUACAUGACUCCUUUUAAAACCGGUGGUCUCUUAAAAAAUAUAAGCCCUACGUCCUUACCUCCAGCCGAAGCUCCAAGAUUGGUUAUCACAGAUGCUGAUGUCUUUGAGCCACCACUACCUCCAGUUAUACAAAAAUCCCCAAACUCGGCCCUCGGAACCUCAUCAACCUGUGCACAAGAACCUAGCAGACAAACUCAACUCGCUCUCUCUAUGAUCCUCUAUGUUUUUGCCUCUCUUAUGUAA